Molecule: messenger RNA, 1901 nt
Organism: Styela clava
Lineage: Eukaryota; Metazoa; Chordata; Ascidiacea; Stolidobranchia; Styelidae
Product: somatostatin receptor type 2-like
Biological process (GO): neuropeptide signaling pathway
Cellular component (GO): neuron projection; plasma membrane
Molecular function (GO): G protein-coupled receptor activity; neuropeptide binding
Source: RefSeq, a predicted model, not a curated record
AAUAAAGUGAUAUCCAUAAUGAACAAUCAUUCUAAUGGUAAUCAUACUAAUAGUGAAAGCGGAGAAGAGAAUGGACUCAUACUUAUGGUAUUUCGAAUACUUGUCUUCGUCGUUGGAAUUUUAGGAAACAUGGCGGUGAUAUUUGUGAUAGUGGUACUAAAAGAACACAGAAGAACUAUUUCUCACUGGUACGUACUUCAGCUUGCAAUUGCCGAUUCAAUGUUUUUGCUUAAUAUACCGUUCAAAAUAGUGGAAGACAGAAACGAUGAAUGGAUUUUUUCAGGCACAUUAUGCAAGAUGAAAGAAACAGUCCUGUUUUUAAAUUAUUAUUCAUCAAUCUUGUUCCUAAUGCUGAUGAGCAUUGAUCGUUAUAUGGCUGUUUGCCACAGAUUCUCGCGUGUUGCACAAAGUUUACGAGCUAGACGAUCUGCUUACAUUAUUACUGUAAUUGUUUGGAUGUUGUCACUUCUUCUGUGCAUUCCAAUCAUGCUUUACAGCGAUAAGCGUGGAAUAGAACCGAAUUGCCAUUGCCAUUAUGCGUUUCCAAAAUCUUCAGAAGAAAUAUGUGAGCUUGAAGGAAUGUGGACAAAUAUUUCUCUGAGGGAAGAGUGCUUAAAAAAACAUUAUGAAUCAAAGAAUAGUGCAAGCUGCGUAAAGCUUGAUUGGAAUUAUGACAGUUACGAAGAAUAUAAUGAUGAUUAUCAUUAUGAUUAUUACGAUGAUACGGAUUAUUAUGAAUAUGGAAGUUCCUCUGAAAUACCAGAAGAUAGAAGCGAAGAGAUUAUUCAUGAAAUGGGAUGCUCAUAUGCAGCGAGUGGUCAGGCUUGGUCCACCUACCUAAUUUUCAACUUCGUCGCAAUGUUCAUCCUUCCUUUGUUAGUAAUGUCAGCAUGUUAUUCUUUGAUCGCUUUCCGUCUGAGACGGUCCCGUAUCCGCCGUUCUACAUCAGCCAAUGAAGUAGCUGGUGUUGAGUUGACAGAACUUGAGAAUGAGCAGAGAAAUCGAGAAUCGCCAAUUGGAAGAGUUCAAAAUGAAAAAAGUCGAAUACGCAUCACGUUCACAUGUUUCAUUCUUGUUUUAUUAUUUCUUGUGUGCUGGCUUCCGUUCCACGCUGUGCAUUUAGCAAAAAUCCGAGGCAUUCCUGGAAAAUCUAGCGAAUAUUGUAGGUGGAUUGCAAUGAUAUCAUCUUUAUUUGGCUAUGUUAACUCCGCUAUAAAUCCAUACGUUUAUAAUUUUAUCGGAACAAAAUUUGGAAAACGAUUCAGAUUAGCCGUAAAGAUGAUCAGAACCUCAGUAAAGAAAAGGACAGUAUCUUCUUCGCCGGAAAGCCAAACGGUACGCUACACACCGGGGAAAACGACUGCAACAACGCAAAUUUAUAUAAAAGAAAAUAUUGAAUUGAAAGCUAUGGACGAAAACUUGAAAGUUGAAACUAUUCAAGAGGAAGAACAAGAUGAUAGAGAGUCCUUGGUUUCUUCGACCUGAACAAGAAUAAAAAGAAAAGCAAUUUUUUUGAAUCACAGUGAUUAAUGCGGUGACGAUGACUAUUUAUGCGAAUGUAUUUGAAGGUGCUAUACUUCAAUAAAUAUGGCAUUUAUCAUAUGACUUUUAUUUAUCAACAGGCACAUUGGUGGAUACCGAUGAGUAUUUGGUUUUCCGCUGUAGAUAUUUUAAAAACGAAUGGCCAAUAUAGAUUAACUAAAUCGCGACUCUGGUUUGAAGGUAUUUUACCAAUAUAGUCAUUGGCGAUGCUAGAUUUGUAUGGCAUAUUUGUAAUUUUCCGAUUGUAUGAUUAUCCAUAGAAUUAUAUAAAAGCGGAAUCAACUAUUGAUAUUUGCACUUGAAUUAAAUCUGUUUUCAAAUAUUAAUAUAAAAUAUAUUUCGAAUGUACUAAAGCCAAU